UUAUCGAUAUAUUAAGCUUACUAUUGUCCGUUUCAUAUUUAUUGUUUAUACAAACAUAAGUAAAAUGAGCGCCUUAAAAUUAAUGUACAAACUAUAUGGCAGUGCCGGCAGACGCACCAUAGCUCCCGCCACACGCGCCCUUUACCAUGCACACAAUCAUGGCCAGCGUCAAUACCAUUUGCUGGCCAUAUCAGCAUUACCAAACAACAAAUACACGUGCCUGCAGCGCGCAACCUUCAGCGACAAGCUCGAAACGGGAGCGCAGCAAGAUGAAAGCAAUCGGGUGGCCACCAACAGCAUACCCUUGGCGGAGCUGCAGACCAAAAUGCAGCUCAUCUAUACGUGCAAGGUGUGCCAAAGCAGGAACAUGGAGACCAUAUCGAAGGUUGCCUACAACCGAGGCGUUGUUAUUGUCACAUGCAAAGGCUGUGCCAAUCAUCAUCUAAUUGCAGACAAUUUAAAUUGGUUCACGGAUCUCAAUGGCAAGCGGAACAUUGAGGAAAUAUUGGCCGAAAAGGGGGAACAAGUUGUGAAAAUUGUCAGUGAUAAACAUGAAUAUUUGCCAAGCAAUUAAAACCCAUGUUAUUAGCUAUAAA
Messenger RNA from Drosophila montana, 596 nucleotides. RefSeq lists its product as uncharacterized. Gene Ontology annotation, molecular function: protein-folding chaperone binding; zinc ion binding. The record is from RefSeq and is a predicted model, not a curated record. Gene Ontology annotation, cellular component: mitochondrion. Lineage: Eukaryota; Metazoa; Arthropoda; Insecta; Diptera; Drosophilidae. Gene Ontology annotation, biological process: protein folding; protein stabilization; protein import into mitochondrial matrix. The transcript is spliced from 2 exons. Bases 65 to 574 code for a protein of 169 amino acids.